AUGGCUAGAUUCGAAGACCUUCCGCUGGAACUUGUCGACAACAUCGUCAUCAAGAACGACCUUCCGCCCGAGUCUCUAGCGGCUCUGCGCUUAUGCUGGCCUCAUAUUGACGAUGUGGUCCUCCCACGCUUGUUCCGAAAACUCUACGUCACAUUCUCUGAAAGGCACCUCAAGAGGCUGAAGGAUGUUACCCCAUCGCGCCUUGCACCGCUCGUUCUGGAGCUAGUCUUCGCCGUCGGCACCCUCCAGGUGUGCUCAGACCGUACACACAAAGAUGAAGGCUUUGAGGAAUACUCAAAAGUAUUUCGUUCCGAGUUUUUCGCGUGUGUCGACGCCCUGCCAAACCUACGCAUAUUUGCAUCCAAGGUGGGCUCUAAGGGAAUCAUUCUUAAAGAUGAGAAAAUCGACGGCCUUGCACAUGGCAUUUUCCCUGCUCUGUGUCGACCUUCAUCCCGGAUUACGUACCUCAGGUGUCAGGACCCUUUCGACCACUUGAGCUGGCUGGUGUCAACAUUUCCCUGUAUCCAAGAGUCGUUCCCAAAGAAGUACCGCAGUAGGAAGAAUUUCGAAAGGAGAUACACUUCCGGAAGUACGAGGUAUCGGACCCCCUUGGGGCAACGUUGCUGCCCAUACGAAUGGGGCAAUGCCCUUCGAGGCUUGGUAAAACUUGAUCUUCAAUUCAAUACGAAGGAGCACCGUUUUCCAGGUUCCGGUAGGCCGAUUGCUAACAUAUUGGUUGGUUUUCUUGAGGCAGAAGUUAACCUUGAGGAGCUAUGCAUCCGGUUGGGGUAUGAGGGCCUUCGUAUGACCUGUGUUGGCGAGCAACUGGGGCGGGUUUUCGACAGCAAGUUAAAGUUGCCCUGCCUCAAGACCAUCAAGUUGGCAUACGUCCCUCUCACUGCCUCUGGCAGGCCAUUUCAGGAGUUCAUAAAACGUCAUGCAGCUACCAUGCGACACAUCUUGCUUUGUCAUAUCGCCGACAACAUUCCUGACGUUGUCAGAUUUGCUGCAACGAGUCCCGAAAUUCAGCUUCAUCGAUUUGCUGUUCUCCCACUACAAUUUCGACAUCGGUCUGCUGAUUCUCUGAGAACUCAAUCUGAGUACGAACACUUGCUGAAGCUGCGAUUGGUGCCGCCGCCGUCGCCGCCGGUAUUGAUUGCAGAGAAGUUGCUAUUGGACUACCUCAACAGCAAUAAUCCUAACCAUCAAGAGCCAUUGUUGGAUGCUCUGAGCAGCGACGGCCGUUGGGGAACGGUUGAUCAGAAAGUGGACCGUUCGAAGUGGCCAGAGAUGUACUUUGGAUGCAAGGAAUGCGGCGACUCAUAA
Molecule: messenger RNA, 1326 nt
Organism: Fusarium graminearum PH-1
Lineage: Eukaryota; Fungi; Ascomycota; Sordariomycetes; Hypocreales; Nectriaceae
Exons: 1
Coding region: 1-1326 (441 amino acids)
Source: RefSeq, a predicted model, not a curated record